This is a messenger RNA of Marchantia polymorpha subsp. ruderalis, 513 nucleotides long. Lineage: Eukaryota; Viridiplantae; Streptophyta; Marchantiopsida; Marchantiales; Marchantiaceae. The record is from the annotation of a GenBank genome assembly.
UUGCUUUAUCAAAUAAAGUCACUUCUGAGCGGUUCUCGCCCUAAUGUUUGAAGACAAGCGAGCUGAGUGAACUCUUAGAUCGAAAAAUCGGAUUCGCUCCUUCUCGAAAGGGUGCCUUGGAUUUCGCGAAGGCAUUUCAUGUCCUGAAUCCUACGAUGUGGGUCCCGGAAGCUGCUGAAUCAUAUGUAUCCUGAAGCUGAUCAGGUUUUGUAACUGAGAUAUGAUCGAAGCGGAUGCUGCUCUGUGAUUCGACGGGAGUGAAAACUUGUCAUUAUAAGGCUACGAAGAAGCACGCCCGUUUUGACAGAAAUCUGAAGAUCAUUACACUUGAAAGGGCCCGGGGAGUCAUAAACAGAUGUUUGAUAGUUUACAACACACAAAGCAGAGGAUGUGCAGACCACGUACACGAGCGAGCCUUCCGAAGUGAUUGUGGAAAGCUCGGGUGACAAACUUGGCUUCUUACUCAGGCAAAACCUCUUGUGGAAGGAGGCUCAACAGGAACUGAAUAAUGCC